Alligator mississippiensis (American alligator) is the source of this 2525-nucleotide messenger RNA. It is a transcript of the gene RCHY1, whose product is annotated as ring finger and CHY zinc finger domain containing 1. Gene Ontology annotation, biological process: protein ubiquitination; ubiquitin-dependent protein catabolic process. NCBI's taxonomy places the organism in Eukaryota, Metazoa, Chordata, Crocodylia, Alligatoridae. The record is from RefSeq and is a predicted model, not a curated record. Bases 104 to 865 code for a protein of 253 amino acids. The transcript has 9 exons. Gene Ontology annotation, cellular component: nucleus. Gene Ontology annotation, molecular function: ubiquitin protein ligase activity; zinc ion binding.
GUGCAUCCCUUUCCCGCUGUGGGCGCUCUUGCCAUAGAGAGGAGGUGGUGGGGAGAGAAGGGAUAAUCUCUCUGGCCCAGCCUUUCCUCGGCGGUCGGGAGCCAUGGCGGCGGCGGGCAAGGGCGGCGGGGCGGGCUGCGAGCACUACCGCCGCGGCUGCCUGCUCAAGGCGCCGUGCUGCGCGAAGCUGUACGCGUGCCGGCUGUGCCACGACGGCGGCGAGGACCACCAGAUGGACCGCUUCCAAGUGAAGGAGGUGCAAUGCAGCCGGUGCCAGAAGAUCCAGCAGGCUCAACAAAGUUGUGAAGACUGCAAGAAUUUGUUUGGAGAAUAUUACUGCAGCAUAUGCCACCUAUUUGACAAAGACAAGAAACAGUAUCAUUGUGAGAAGUGUGGAAUUUGUAGGAUUGGGCCAAAAGAAGACUUUUUCCAUUGUUCAAAAUGUAAUUUAUGUCUAGCCUUGAAUCUCCAAGGAAAUCAUAAGUGCAUUGAAAAUGUCUCCAGGCAGGACUGUCCAAUAUGUUUGGAGGACAUUCACACAUCACGUGUUGGAGCCCAUGUUCUGCCAUGUGGACAUCUCCUCCAUAGAACUUGUUAUGAAGACAUGCUAAAGGAAGGUUACAGAUGUCCUUUGUGCAUGCACUCUGCCUUGGAUAUGACUAGGUACUGGCGACAGUUGGAUGAUGAAGUAGCACAAACUCCUAUGCCCACAGAAUAUCAGAACAUGAUGGUGGAGAUCCUUUGCAAUGACUGCAGUGCCCGAUCCAUGGUCCAGUUCCAUAUUUUAGGCAUGAAGUGUACAAGCUGUGAAUCAUACAAUACUGCUCAAGAUGGAGGUUGCAGGAUGGCUUUGGAGCAGCAGUGACUAAAGGAGGCUUCACGUACUUCUAGACAAGGAAGGAUCAACUCCGUGUGAUGCUGGUUAGAAAGGACACUCCCCUUGGAAAAAGGUGUACCACAAACUUCUCAAUCAGGAAAUUUCUUAGUGUCAUGUCACAAAAUCCUAAUUCCUGGCCCUGCAUUCUGGUUCCCUAGGAUAUCAUAACUCAUAGAGUGUUGUGUGAUUUCCCCGCCCCCCCCACCGCUCGGCAGUGGCUGUUGAGGUGGAGAUUCACAGUGUUAGAAAGAGCAUGGUAUCUAAUCCAUCUGGCUGCUGUAGUGCCACUCCCUGGAGAAUGUUUCGGCUCACGGAACUUCCCAUUGUGGUGCUGUGAAUUUCAUGGUGUUCAGUUUACCAGAAAGUCAGUCUUUUAAAGGACAGCAGAGCUAUCUUUUUUUUUUUUUUAUCAUGCUGUGAAGAAGACGUGUGUUUUUAAUAAGAUAAAAAUGACAACCGUGGGAGUGAGUGAAUUCCAGGGCUGCCGAAGAGCUAAUUCAUGGAGGCAGUGGCACCCAGGAAACAAGAGCUGCAAGAAUGAGCAUUUCAUUCUAAAUGAAAAUGGGUUGGGAAAUUUGGUAGCUUUGAGAGCUGUGUUUUACAAGUGAAGCUUUAGGUCUUUAAAGGUUUCGGUAAGUAGGUUGUUUGUUUUGUUUUUGUGUGUUUUUUUAAAGAUGCCUGUUUGUUGGCAGUUGGAGUCCAGAGCUUCAAGUGAAGAUGGACAGAAGAAGUGUGUGGGUAGAAUUGUUUUUCUUCCUCUACAACUCCCAGAUACAGUCUGUGUAUACAAGAUGCAUCUAAAAUGAAGCUAUUGUAGAUCUUAAUAAGUAAGUGUAAGAAGGACUUAGAGCUGCCACUUGUCCCCACUGAUUUCCAGGGUGAGCUGUUUUCUCCACAUCUGCUUCUGUUUGCCUGCUGUAAUUACACUAUCCAUUGGUUGCUUUGCCCACCCAAUAUGUUUUAAUUUACAGAGCUUCUGAUGCUCUACAGGCUCAUGUACAUGCAUAACUUUAACGUAUCGGUGAGAUUGUUAACUGGACAGGACCAAUACACAAUAUUCGCAUAUAUUUGUCUUUGCAGAAUUAAGAUCAAACUGCUAACUCUGCUUAGUCUGAGAUUUUUGCCAAAAUUGCUGCCGUUAAUAAAGGGACAUUCUCAGGUAGUUUAGGCCCAGUGUUUGCUUUGUUUUACAAUAUCUGGUUUCUUGUAGUUUUUUUUUUUUUUUUUUUAAAGGGUGUUUCUCUCUUUCUAACCUGUCCACUCCCCAAGUUUUGGACACCUAAGAGUUGCACAGGGGCUCUAGUUUGUCGGAGUCACAGUAUGAAAAUAAAUGUUUUUUCACACACAAGUUAUUUUUUUCUCUGUUCAAGCAGAGUGAAAUGUAGAAGUCAGCAAAUACUGCCCAUCAUUGUAGAACUACAUUUUAAGUUGCUGUAGCUAUCUAGUUUAUCACUAGGGAUUUAUUUUGAAUCUGACAGUGUCCCUUUAUGCUUGAAAUGCUAAGAUUCCAAUGGCUGUGGUAGUGUAAGUAUAUCCUCUCACAGAAACCUACCCAUGUCUGUGUAAGCACUUUUCCCCCCUAAAGCACUUUUCUGAAUGCCACAAAUUAAUGUAAAGUGUUAUCUCUAUUAAAACAGAUUAUGCUAAA